UGCCUUCUCUCUUAUAUUUCAACCAACCGGGGUCCCUUCCGUCCUUGAUCUUGCCAAUGAACCUUCUCCCGCACCCUCACUGUGUCUCUUCUCUGUCGUGUUUCUUCUGGUAACAAGAAGAAAGAAGGAGAAGAGAAGGGUUUCGGAUAACUCACCAUAGCAGCAAAUAUAGUAAACGAAAUUCGAGAGAUAUCGAGAGAGAUGAGGAAACUAUGCAGUGAUAAGCCAAAGAAGCUUGGAGUGGCAGUGAACAAAGGGGCGUGGUCGAAGCAAGAAGACCAGAAGCUCAUCGAUUACAUCCAAAAGCACGGCGAAGGCUGCUGGCGCUCUCUCCCUCAUGCUGCCGGGUUGCGUCGCUGCGGGAAGAGCUGUCGACUGAGAUGGGUGAACUAUCUGCGGCCCGACCUCAAACGAGGCAACUUCGGAGAGGAUGAAGAGGACCUUAUCAUUAAGCUGCAUGCACUUCUCGGUAACAGGUGGUCUCUGAUAGCUGGAAGAUUACCGGGACGUACAGACAAUGAGGUGAAGAAUUACUGGAACACGCACCUGAGGAAGAAGCUGGUGAAAAUGGGAAUCGAUCCCAAUAACCACCGGCCUAGACCGGUGAAAGGAUUUGCUCAAACCUCCGACGAGGAUAACAGUUCAGUGUCACAGUUGAGAAGUGAACAAGAACCCAGAGAGACUAGUAGUACUAAAAACACGAGCAGCUUUGUACCUGACUUGAAUCUUGACCUUACAAUAGGGCCACCUUUAAUGGAUAAUAGAUAGCAAGACUGAAUUACUACAUUUAUAUUGUUGGAUUUCAAUUUGAACCCCACUCGAGUUGGCAAAAUGGAAAAAUCUCUUUUCGCAAUAUUUGGAUUA
This is a messenger RNA of Punica granatum (pomegranate), 864 nucleotides long. The record is from RefSeq and is a predicted model, not a curated record. Lineage: Eukaryota; Viridiplantae; Streptophyta; Magnoliopsida; Myrtales; Lythraceae.